UCUGAGUGUUAUUUUUUUUUUUUUCCUCUCUUCACCAACUUCCUUCCUGCUCCAACUGCCAGAGCUCGGGGCUGAGCGCUGACAGCAGAGGAGGACCCCGGCCGCAGGCGCCGCUCCGCCGACCAAGCCACCAUGACUGAGAAGACGCAGGAGCCUCAUGUGGAGGAUGAUGAUGAUGAGCUGGAUGGGAAACUCAACUACAAACCUCCUCCGCAGAAAACGCUGCAGGAGCUGCAGGAGUUGGACAAGGAUGAUGAAAGCCUCGCUAAGUACAAGAAGUCCCUGCUGGGAGAUGGACCUGUGGUAGUAGACCCAACAGCUCCCAAUGUGGUGGUCACCCGACUCACUCUGGUUUGUGACUCUGCUCCAGGACCCAUCACCAUGGACCUUACAGGUGACCUCGAAGCACUCAAGAAAGAGACCUUCGUAUUAAAGGAAGGGGUGGAAUACAGAGUUAAGAUCCACUUCAGAGUAAACAGGGACAUUGUGUCGGGACUGAAAUACGUGCAGCACACCUACCGGACAGGGGUGAAGGUGGACAAAGCCACGUUCAUGGUUGGCAGCUACGGGCCACGGCCAGAGGAGUACGAGUUCCUGACGCCCGUUGAGGAGGCUCCCAAGGGUAUGCUGGCUCGAGGCACCUACCACAACAAAUCCUUCUUCACGGAUGAUGACAAGCACGACCAUCUCACCUGGGAGUGGAACCUGUCCAUCAAGAAGGAAUGGACAGAAUGAGUUCACCCAGUUUGCCUUCCCCCUUCCCGUCCCCUUGCCUCCUGCACCAGUCUCCAGGCCUUUGCUGCUUCUUCUGAUACACUGAGAACAACCCAGCCACCACCCCAUCAUGACCAUAAUGGGUUAAAUUGGGAAAGCACCUCCCUCCCUCUCCCCCUGUACUUCCUCCUGUUGUCCCCAUCUCUCCCAUACCAACUCCAGUCCUGGAAGUGCCUUUUCGAGGAAACAAGGUCACCUGGCAGGGGUGGACUGGUCCCUGGAAAAUCCCUCUCUUGAGUUACACUUGCCAUGUGCUCUGACUCAUUGUAAAGGGUUACUUACCUCCCGUGAUGGUCUCCUGGUCUGUGUCUGGUGCCCUACCCUGUUAAAAUCCAUCCUUGUGCAGGCAAAGCCAGUCAGGGGGAAUGCAGCUAGAUGCCGUAACAAGACUUCAGUGUCUGAGAAUAAAACCAGUUUCUUUCUUC
Melozone crissalis (California towhee) is the source of this 1199-nucleotide messenger RNA. RefSeq names its product Rho GDP dissociation inhibitor beta (gene ARHGDIB). Gene Ontology annotation, cellular component: cytoplasm; cytosol; membrane. Gene Ontology annotation, molecular function: Rho GDP-dissociation inhibitor activity; protein binding. Bases 133 to 735 code for a protein of 200 amino acids. Gene Ontology annotation, biological process: Rho protein signal transduction. NCBI's taxonomy places the organism in Eukaryota, Metazoa, Chordata, Aves, Passeriformes, Passerellidae. The record is from RefSeq and is a predicted model, not a curated record. The transcript is spliced from 6 exons.